UGGCACCUGCUGUAUGUCAACAUAUAAAAAGCACUCAAAGCACAGGAUAGGUCGCUAGGGUCUACGAGCAACGCUCUGGAACUUGUGUGUGUGUGCAUCAUUGUGUAAAACAGCUGCAGGAGCUGGAGGACUACACCAUGAAGCAAGUUAUCACGGCCGUCUUUUUUCUAAGCGCCUUUCUGUUCACAGCCCCUGCUUACAAGCUUCCGGAGAGUGAAUUCACGGUGGAAGCCACAUUUGGUAACAUCUCCAGUGAAGCAGCUGAGGAAGCCGUCCUAGUGGGUUACAUUUUGCGCAUUGCUGCAAGUGAACUUGUGCAGGAUGAUGCUCAAGACUACGAGGAGGAUGCAGAUGAAUGCUUCUUCAAAAGCCUAUGGGAGGAGAUCGUGGCAGCAAUAAAGAAAGCUGCGCGAGUUAUCUGGGACUUCCUCAAGGAACUUGCUGAGAUUGUCAAAGAGGCCAUCAAGGAAGUUGCUCUUGCCGUCGUGUAGAAUGCAGGAGACGUGCUGAGAAAAAAAGGCUACGAAGAAGGCUCUUGAGACUGUAGCCAAAAUGUUGCAGAAUAGUGCAGCCACUUACUCCAACAACAAGUACCAUAAUAAAGCGAUGCCGUUAAGGAGAUCUGCGCGCGCAUGGACCUUGUGGGCCGGUGCCUUAUUGAGGAGGGAAGGAAGAUUCUUGCACAAUGACAUGUGUAUAUAAGGGUAAAGUACCGAACAUCAUGGACUGAUGACUGACAAACUCUACCAUACGUAACCGCAUCAGAGGCGGAAAAGUCGUUGCUUCAUUUCUAGUGGCAAACAAAUUUGUCAAGCCUGAACACCUACGUCUUGUAAAGAAAUGUUUGCAGCGAAGGUGACGCUUGCUUGAAUAUUUGAUGUCAAGAUAUAUGAUACCUUCUAUAAAGGGAAACCGCUUUCUACCAUC
Messenger RNA from Dermacentor albipictus, 927 nucleotides. RefSeq lists its product as uncharacterized. Lineage: Eukaryota; Metazoa; Arthropoda; Arachnida; Ixodida; Ixodidae. The record is from RefSeq and is a predicted model, not a curated record.